ACAUGACCACGCACCCACGUCCUCAACUCUCCCCAAACUACCCGAUCGCUCCUCCCACCAUCUCUCCCGAGAAAAAUCCCCCAUCGUCAUCGCGCCAGCACCACCAGCAGCCCGCGCGCCGCCCCCGUCUACUACUUUCCGCAAGCCCACGCCGAGCAGGCCACGGCCGCCGUCGACCUGUCCGCCGUGCUUCCCUACAGCAUCUUCGCCGUGCGCUUCAUGGCCGACGCGCACAGCAACGAGGUCUUCGCCAAGAUCUGCCUCGUCCCGAUCCGCCACGGCGAUCCCACGGUCGACGUGGGCGCCGUCGCCGCCAAAGGGAGGGCGAACCGCUCCUCUCGCACAGCCGCUCGCCGCCGCACACGGACCCGCGCCGCUCGGCACUGCCGCCGCCCCCGCGCCCUCUCCCUUCCCGCCGGCCCUCCUCGCCACCGCGCCCUCUCCCUCCCCGUCGGCCCUCCGCGAGUGGGCCGCCCCCGCCGCCCCCUGCGCUGCCCAACCCCGCCGAUCUGAUCUGGCACACGUACCAUACUACCGACCGGCCGAGUAACAUCUUCUUGACUCUGCACAGCCUAGAUGUUCAAGCACUCAAUCACAUAAGGUAAACACAUGCUUCUCCUUUUGCGGAUAGAUAGAGGCUCUUGAGCAGUCAGUACAUCUUGGCCAUCAUGUACUAACACGACAAGACAGGAAUAUACAUGCACAUUAAUUGCCAUUCUCCAAUUCAAGGGAAUAUCCAUAAUACAUGCCAUGUUUAUACAGCUACCAACUGUUGAAUGGUUUCUAAUUUUCUUUGUAAUCAAUCUUUGGAGCCAAUUGGACAAAAUUUCUCUGAAGAUUAUAUUCGGGAUUGUGGCUUUCAGCCGACCUCUAUAAGGUAAGAUGUUUUGCAGGAUCACAAGUAAGAAUUAUUUUUAAUUUUGAUGAUUACACUGAGACAAAUACUGUAGGGCUUAAGUCGAGAUUCAUGGUAAGAGAUUGGCAUUUUUUUUAUCAGGAGUGUAUUGCUAUGCACCGAAGUGUGACACAAAAGGUGUGUUAUUAUUUCCACAUCUCCAUUUGUCAAAAACUAAUGGACAAAUACGCUCCAAUUUUUACUACGUGCAGGACUAACAUGUAGCAGUGGGAAUAAUUCGUGCUAACUAUAUGUGUAUGUAAUUCAUAUCUCACUUCUAUCCUCUCAUUGGCUCGUUGUUCACAAAGCUCGGAAGGACCCAUUAACUGCCAUGUACAAUAAUUACCACCCAACAUUUGUAAAAGGCAUUGGUAUUUUUGUCCGUCUUUUUCCUGACUUUCUACCUGUUGUUUUUGCAGUCUUCUGAUGAAGGAGAUAAAUUGGGAGAUAGCAAUGCGUUAUGUUAUAAUUAUCUGCCCUUACUUGUGAAGAAUCGCCAUGCUAUAAUGAUUAUGAAUGUGACAGAAGCUGCAAGAUGUAAUGUCUGCCCGAUUGGUAAUUUGGUGUGUUUUGUUCUCAUCCUAUUGUAUUGUGUUUUAUCCCUCAGCAAAGCAUCUUGAAUGUGGCUAUUAGUUUUUUUUAUCAUCCUUUUCAAAAUAGUACUGUUGAAAUGUCUAUGCAAACUUUGUUGCACUACUAAAUCAUUAGACAUACAGUUAAAAUAUCACUGUAACAAUUCUCAUCGAACAAAAUGAUGAACCAUUUUUAAAUAAAACUAUAAUGUGAAACCCUUAGCAUGUACUAAAAGUAUCUUAAGUGAAACAAUAGUGGAAGUGGAGACUGGAUAGGAUGACGGCAACAUCACCUCAUGUUUAGCAACAACAAUCAGGUACAUCACAAUUGUCGGCAUCAUGUGGCUCUCCCACACCAACACACUUCAGGUUUGAUGAUUGGUGAUAUAUACCAUGCAGUGGUUUAUGCUCUUACAACUUGUUAUCAAUUCACUUUCCCUUGUUCGAUAAUUUCUGGAUUAGUCACUGAAUCUUGUUUGUUUUGUUCUUUGGUUAUGUGAUUAGAUGAGGGCGAGUGCCACGGUCAUCUCUGCUCGGGUUAUGCACGACAACAUUGAUGAUUCGCUCGUUGAAUACGAUUGCAUCUUCCACAUGUUCGGUGCUGGAGUGGCUGAUCUCAUGGAAGAGUUACGUGUUCCUCUUCUCAUGGAUUUUGACCAUUGUUUUAAAGUGAUUCGGAUAAUGAGUUUGGUAAUUAGUACAUUCAUAAUCUUUGGCAUCCUCAAGCUGUUGGCUGGAUGUACUGCAAUUAAUGUGAACUGAAUUAUGAUGGUGCGCAUCAUGCCACUCUAUAUUUAUAAGGCAAAUGAUCAUGGAACUACACCUUGGCGAACAAGCUCGCCGAGGUCUUAGAAUUCCAACCUAGGUAAACAAGUGAACUCAUUUUAACAAUUUUCCACUUUUUUGGUGAUGCGGGUAUAGCUCAUUCAUUAAUGACUACUCAACACUGCCUUUUUUCUCUUUGGUGAUUGGUUUAUAUGCUACUUUGUGUUAAAGGGUCUGUUCAUGCCAAAUUUAAUAAAUCUUGUCUUGUUUUCAUAGAUUGCCUAUUUGAUUACUGUGUGUGGAAUGGUAAACGUUUGUAGCAAGGUCAGGGUUUGAUUAUUUUUAUCAGUGCACAUACCUUCAAUAAAUAAACUAAUGAGGCUAUCUUGAUCUCUUUCUACUUAUAUAUGUAUACAUAUGGGAUGCUCUAUUAGUUCUCUUGUGCAAAUAAUCAUUUUUGUGUUGAUAGCCGGCGUUCACCGGUCUUUUUUGUCCAUCGUCCCACCACUGCUUGGUUUUUUUCGUCUUCCACCUUCGUUCGGUUUUUUAAUACUCUUAAAGGAGCAGUCCGUACGUCGUUUCGUUCGUUCGCUACUCGUCCCAUCGACUGAAGGUCCUUCACCCCACCGAUUUUCGCAAAAAAAAAACACCUCCCGUUCUGGUUUUUUCUCACAGGCUUUUUUGUCUCUCGGUUUCCAAAUAGGGCGCAGCACAUGCCCCAGCGGCCCAGCCUCCUCGCUCUCUUUUGCUCAAACCGGACGCAUCACAAUUACUAGGAUGUGCAACCAACGAAAAAAGAUUUGUAUUUCAUACGAACAAGAGAAUUACAGAUUAAACGAGCAUGUUCACGUAUGUGCAUUAGAUUUUUCUGAUUCUAUUGAAUUUUUUUUUGUUGCAGGCGUGGCAAGGAAACCAACUUCAGCUUUAGAUUUGUGCAGGCUGGAAUGUUCUUACUUUAGAUUUGUGCUGAGAAGUUACACGGAUUUUGUUUUCAAGAAAUUGGAAUUAUUAGGCCAGAAUGUGAUCUCACAAACAUACAUCAUCCUCCCAGAAACACACACAUGACGCACCCACUUCCUUUUGGAUUGGUUACUGCUGGCUAGAUGGUCUCAUUAAUAGGAAAAUAUCUAGAGAAUAAGUUGUACUUUACUUCAUGUUGCGUGUACAUGCAUACAUCAAAUGUUGCUUCACUUUUGAGCUAGCUACCUCUGUUUUCUGUUGUUUCUUCUCCGUAACUUGGGAUUUCUUUUCUGUAAUUUGGGAAAAAUAAGUGUCACAAUGAAAGUCUAUUUUCAUACAUUUUCAGUGGUGUCGCUCCUCCCCCAAUUUAACUUGAUUCGGCAGUGUUUCACUUAUUGCAGUUCACAUGAUUAU
Messenger RNA from Hordeum vulgare subsp. vulgare (domesticated barley), 3606 nucleotides. Its product is annotated as serine/arginine repetitive matrix protein 1-like. Lineage: Eukaryota; Viridiplantae; Streptophyta; Magnoliopsida; Poales; Poaceae. Bases 3 to 605 code for a protein of 200 amino acids. The record is from RefSeq and is a predicted model, not a curated record. The transcript has a single exon.